Molecule: messenger RNA, 1059 nt
Organism: Penicillium canescens
Lineage: Eukaryota; Fungi; Ascomycota; Eurotiomycetes; Eurotiales; Aspergillaceae
Product: translation machinery-associated protein TMA46
Exons: 4
Coding region: 1-1059 (352 amino acids)
Biological process (GO): cytoplasmic translation
Cellular component (GO): cytosol
Molecular function (GO): metal ion binding; mRNA binding
Source: RefSeq, a predicted model, not a curated record
AUGCCGCCCAAAAAGACAGACAACCAGCCCAAGAAGAAGAAGGCGACCGUUGAGGAUAAGACGUUUGGAAUGAAAAACAAAAAAGGUGGUGCCGUGAAGAAACAGAUGCAACAGCUGCAAGCACAAGCCGCAAGCAACAAAAACGCCGAAGAGAAGAAGAAGGCCGCUGCCCAGGCCCAGCGUGAGGCUGAAAAGAAGGCUGCUGAACAAGCAAAGAAGGAUGCCCUCGAGCUGUUCAAGCCCGUGCAGGUGCAGAAGGUUCCCUUCGGUGUUGACCCGAAGACCGUUCUUUGUGUCUACUACAAGCAGGGUCACUGUGAGAAGGGCCGCAAGUGCAAGUUCUCUCACGACCCCAACGUUGAGCGCAAGGCAGCCAAGAAGGAUUUGUACACCGACUCCCGUGAUGAGAAGGCCGUUGAGGAAGAGAAGAAGCAGAAGGAUACCAUGGACGACUGGGACGAGGAGAAGCUACGCAGUGUUGUUCUCAGCAAGCAUGGAAACCCUCGCACAACAACCGAAAAGGUCUGCAAGUUCUUCAUCGAGGCUGUCGAGAACCAGAAGUAUGGUUGGUUCUGGACUUGUCCGAAUGGAGGAAACAAGUGCAUGUACAAGCACAGUUUACCACCAGGAUUUAUCCUGAAGACAAAGGAGCAGAGAGCCGCUGAAAAGGCACUCAAGGACAAAUCACCAUUGAACACACUCACUCUCGAGGACUGGCUGGACUCAGAGCGUCACAAGUUGACCGGGACACUGACACCGGUCAACCCCGAAACCUUCGCCCAAUGGAAAAAGCAGCGUCUGGACAAGAAGGCUGCCGAAUUCCAAGCACAGCAGGCCAAGGAUGCCACCGGUCGUACGCUCUUCGAAAGCGGCAACUGGGCCGAGGAGGACAGCGAGCCAGAAGAAGGCGAGGACGACAACGGCACUUGGAACCUGUCAGUCCUGCGGAAAGAGACCGAGAGACUGCGCGAACAGAAGGAAGAGGAACGUCUUGCCAAGUUGCACGGGACGGAAGUACCUCUGGCUACGCCGGAGGUUGUACCGGAAGCUGCGGGCUGA